Messenger RNA from Arachis stenosperma, 1905 nucleotides. RefSeq lists its product as uncharacterized. NCBI's taxonomy places the organism in Eukaryota, Viridiplantae, Streptophyta, Magnoliopsida, Fabales, Fabaceae. Bases 1 to 1905 code for a protein of 634 amino acids. The record is from RefSeq and is a predicted model, not a curated record. The transcript has 4 exons.
AUGGCGGAGCCACGCCGGAUCACUUUACAUGAGCAAGGAGCUCUGGAUAUUGUACUUCAACCAUUGCAAGCAAGGUGUAGAGCUGACGAGGUGGCUAUCAUGGCUUUUGCCUUCCCUUUCUCUCUUGAAGCACAAGCAAAGACAUGGUUUUAUUCGCUACCGGAUGAGAUUGCUACCAAUUGGGAUUUCUUGAGAAGAGAGUUUCUAGAUAAAUUCUUCCCACCGGAGAAGACCGACUACAUCUGGAAGGAGAUUCCGGUUAUAAUCUACUUCACCGGAGGUCUUUAUGUGGAAGAUAGAAGAUUGCUCACCGCUUCUAGCGGUGGUUCCCUUUCGAAAAACAAGAUGGAGGGAGAAGCUUGGAGUUUGAUAAAGGAUGUUGCUGAAGCUACACAACAUACAAGGGUGAGAAGUAAUCCUCUCAAGGGUGUGGUAGAACCGUCCCCUUCCAAAUCAAGCCUAACCAAAGCACUUUGGGAUAUGACCACCAUCCUCACACAAAUACAAAAGGAUCAAAAGGAAUUCUACUCCAUCCAAGCCGUCCAAGCUCCACCCCCAGUUGCUCAACUUAAAGGCCCUCCUAGGAUUUGUGGUUUGUGCUCUAGCACUACACAUUACACCGAUCAAUGCCAUCAAAUUCAAGAGGAACAUGCCCUUGUGGUGGCCAAUGUGAAUUACAAUAAUCGUCCACCCUAUCCUUCUCAAGGCCAAAACCACUACCCUCAUGGUAGUAAUCAACAUCAAGGGUGGAGGGAUAAUGCACAAGGGAGCAAUCAAAACCAAAGAUGGAACAACUCUCCUUCUCAUCACAACAACAACCAAUCUUCAUCUCAAUACCACCAUGUUGACGAGCUUAGAGCCGUUGUGGAUAAACGGGAUGAGGGCUAUAAGGCUCAAUUCGAGGCCAUGAGUGCUCAAUCGGUCAAUUUUGCCAACAUGAUUUCGAAGAUGUCCAUGUCCUCCUCCAACAAUACCAACCAACCCUCAAGUUCUUCUAACCUUCCAUCCCAACCCCAACCAAACCCAAAGGGCAGUCUCAACGCCAUCACCCUACGGUCGGGAACUAUAUUGGAGGAGAUAACUCCAAGGGUCUUGGAGGACAUUCAUAAGGAAGAAGUGAUUGUUGAAGCUCCACAUGAAAAGGGGGAGGUAGACAAGAGGCAUGAGGAAGAAGGAGUAAACCUCAAAGAACCCAAGAGAAAAGCUCUAGUGGAUGAGUCUAUCCCUAUUCCAUUCCCUUCCAUGGUGAAGAAAGUAAAGAAGACACCGGAAUUUGAUUUGAACAUGCUUCAAGUGUUCAAGAAGGUUGAGGUAACCAUACCACUUCUUGAUUCUAUUCAACAAAUUCCAAAGUAUGCAAAAUUCUUGAAAGACUUAUGUACACACAAGGAUAGGAUAGGAGAAUUGGAGACAUUAUCCUUGGGUAGUUCAAUUUCUUCCUUGAUGGAACCUAUUCCAAAGAAAUGUGGUGACCCUGGGCCUUGUUUGGUGUCUUGUUGUAUUGGUGGACACACUUUUCAUGAUUGUAUGUGUGAUCUUGGAGCUUGUGUAAGCAUCAUGCCGCUUUCUACCUUUGUGCGGUUGAAUUUAGCUCCAUUAAAGAAGUCGGCGGUGAGGUUUGCCUUGGUCGAUAAAAGUGUGAUCAUGGUAAUAGGAAUAGCCAAAGAUGUACUUGUGGCGAUCAAGGAUUUGAUCUUUUCGGUUGACUUUUACAUCCUUGAAAUGCCUCCAACAGAAAAUAGAAGCUCAUCCUCCGUUCUACUUGGUAGACCCUUCCUUAAGACCUCUAAAUUCAAGUUAGAUGCCUUCACCGUCACAUAUUCCUUUGAGGUUAGAGACAAGACUAUCAAGUUCAAUUUAGAAGAAGCCAUGAAGCAUCCUCCCGAAGAGCAUUUCGUUCUCUGA